Acanthocheilonema viteae is the source of this 720-nucleotide messenger RNA. The record is from the annotation of a GenBank genome assembly. Lineage: Eukaryota; Metazoa; Nematoda; Chromadorea; Rhabditida; Onchocercidae.
AUGACUGAUCGUUUCAUAAGCGAAAAGGAAUUAGAUGAAGCGAAAAAACGACGACAGGAAGAGUGGGAAAAAGUUAGAAAACCUACUGAUCCGAAAGAAGUGCCAGAGGAAGAAGUUGACAAUAGACCUUUGUAUGAUCGUUUAAAAGAGAUUCGUGAUCGAAAGCAAGCAGAAUAUGAAGAAGAGCAUAGAUUUAGAAAUAUGAUUAGAGGACUUGACGAAGAUGAAUGUGAUUUUCUUUCCGGAGUUGAAAGUCUUAAAGCCAAGCAAGAUUUGGAGAAAAAUAGGGAAGAGAAAGCGCUUUUGAGGGAAAUUGACCGUGUCCAAGCACGUAGAAAUGUUGAAGAAAAUGAACCAUCAGUAUCGAAUUUACGUGUGAAACAAACUGGCGGUACAGCACCAAAGGAAAAUAAACAAGCAGCAAUACUUCGUAUGGCUGUUAAACGAAAAAGUGAUAUUGAAAUGGACAAAUGUGUGGAGAAGCGAUCGUCACUAAGCGCGAUGUCAAAUACUAUUGCCUUUCCAUCUGCAUUUAAAAUAAUUGGUGUUCUUCCUGGAAUGGCGAAUUAUUCUUCUUCAAGUAAUUCCAAUUCGGAUUCAAAUUACGACAGUGAUUCGGAUAAUUCUAGUGAUUUAUCUAUUUUGCCAGUAUUGAUCCCUAAUGAGAGAGAAAAUAAAAAUAAACAGUUGAGUGAUUGCAAUUGCGAUUGCUGUGAUUGA